Messenger RNA from Menidia menidia (Atlantic silverside), 1543 nucleotides. The record is from the annotation of a GenBank genome assembly. Lineage: Eukaryota; Metazoa; Chordata; Actinopteri; Atheriniformes; Atherinopsidae.
UAAAAGACAUGUGGAGGAGAGACAGAGGAUUAUCAAGACCUCCCAAAGAGACUGUGAGUUACUUAUCAUUGUAGCAGGCCCACGCUGCUAGAAACAUUAGAGCAGAGGCUUUAACGGGAUGCAUGUGUUUGAAUUUGCUCGCUGCCAUGCAGUGAGCACAUAAACCCAGCCGUGCACUUACUAAAGGGUCGGACCGUGUUACCGCCCCAUCUUCUCUGACGUAGAUGGGAGCAGGUGGAGGAAUGGCUGCGUGAGUUAUAAGAGAUUGCUACCCAGGUCAUGUUUUAUUCUGUCUGUCAUACUUGAAGGAUUGUAUCACACAUUCUGCUGCUCCAACCUGGAAAGACCUCAAUCACUUCGUCACAAAAAGUUACACACACAUACACAUUUCUGCUUUUACGAGGAAGCACCAUGACGAUCAAGCUUUUCUUCCUCCUGCUCUGCACAAUCUCGCUAUGCAGAGCUCAGAAAUGGAAACAGGACACCUCCCCUUGGAGUCCAAAAGAGAAUGAGAAGACCUGCUCCAACCUGACUCAGGUGCUGGACAACUGGAAAUUUGCUAUUUUAACCCAAGUGAAAGACCUGCUGAUAAAUGACCAUGCUUCUGUCCUCCCUGAAUAUAACAGGAUCCAGCCUCUCUCAGAUGCUCUGGGAGACCUCUACAAGCAGUUUAACUCACUAAAAGAAGAGCUGGGCGCACUGUCGGCAAAGUUUGACAGAGUUGAAGGUUUUGUGGACGAGCUUAAGGAUGGCAGAACCCCUGUGCCACAGCGGCCCAUACAAAGGAUCCACCCCAGCUUUGGUCUGAGAUCUCCACUGGGAGCUCAGAAGAGAGCUCCCGACAGCAGAAUUAUUCCUCAGCCCAAACUGCUCAGAGCGAGGAGGAGAGGGCCACAGAGACAAUAGAUCUGUGCCUCGGAAGUUUUUGUUUGGUCAUGUAUGAAGCUUAAAUAUGUAUAUUUUUCAGGAGAAUGGUUAUAUUUUGUAUUUUUACAUAUAAGUGUAAGGUGAAAGAUGACUCUCCCGGCCCACAAAUAAUUACUGAAAUAAAGGUGUAUGGGAUAGAAAUGCAUGAUAUUUAGUAUAAAAUCUAUUCAUCUUCACACCACUUAUUGUUUUUACAUUCUACCACAAGGCAGCAACAUUCAAACAUUCAUUAAAUCAUCUGCUACCUGCUCUUUUCUGUUUCAAAAGGUGGACAUGAUUCACCACAACAACUGAAACAAUGUUCUUUAUAAUCAUAAAUGAAAGGGUAAACCCUAACCCAAACGAGGGCAAACAGAAUGUUCAAAGGACAAGAAGAUAGAAUGUUAUUGAUGUCAAAUUAAUACACAUGGUAGGAGUUUGAAAUAGAAAUACUGGAAGACAUAAGGAAUAUGAAAACCUUUAGAUAAUUAAGUUUAUCAAGAAAACAGAUUAUUUUACCUGUAUGUAAGAUGUUAUGUGCUAUAGACUAAGAACUUGUUUUUCACUAUUGUGGAUGUAAGCAGGCUGUGUGCUCUCAAGCAAUUAAUAAAAGUAUAUAAAUCUACCUUAUGUGCAA